AGGGCAAAGCUAUGGGGCGCCCCCUGGAAGACGGAGGGAAAUUUCGAGAAAGAAGAGAAAGGGUUUUAGAUUCCCUUCGUUUCUGGCGAUAAAGCAAAAGAAGACGCAAUGGAAAGUGGGGGAAUUAGCACUGAGAAAAAUGCAAUUCGAAUUGAUAAUCCAUUUACUCUUAAAGUUGGUCAAGUUUUCACCGGUUUUGGUAUCGGAUGUGGAGUAGGUAUCGGCGUUGGACGCCCUUUGAAUCUGGGUGCUAUACCUGUGUUGAAUCAAGUAAUGAGUGCUACCAGGGGUGCAACCGAUGCAUUUUCUGGUGUUAGCAGGCAUGUCAAUACUUCUUUGAGGAAGUUGGGAGCUAAGAAUAUUGAAGUAGGGAUUGGAUGUGGAGUUGGUUUUGGUCAUGGGUUUGGAGUUGGCCUUGCUGUGAAACCGGGGGUUCUGAAUCAAAUUCAAUCUUGUAUUGUAGGAGCGACAACAAAGAUGAUGACAAAGCUUGGACUUAGUCCCAGUUUACCCUUUAGUCAGGGUGCAUUUCCACCAUCCUUGCAAAGUGCAGUGAGCACAGCCAAUACAAACCAAAUUUCUGCUGGAAGUAUGAUGCAGGUGGCAACUAAAUCAGCUGAUCAAUUAUCUCCAGGUCUGGCAGGCUCUCAACCUAUGCAAAUUGGUUUAGAUUUUGCAAAUACUCCAUUAAGAGGCUCCGCAGUUGGCUCUACAUUUAACAGUCGAACUGAGAAGGUUAUUAGCAACUUUCUGCAAAAUCCUCUGUUGCAGGGGGAAGAAGGAGGACUCAAUGAAGCAGCUGGGCGCUUGCAGUCAGAAAACAAAAUACUUCAUAUGGUUUUGAAACACCAGCAAAUCAUUGAAGAACUUGUGGAGGAAAAUGAGAAACUUCGACAGAUACUAGUGGAGGAUCUGAAAAUACCAUCUAGCAAACUUCAAGCUAGUUCUUCAUGUAGAAUUAGAAAUAGGGUGCCAUGUACUGAUUGUUUUGAGUGCCGAAGAAAACAGAGAAAAAAAUAGUAAGUUACGAAUAAUAAUAAUAAUAAAUUCACAGGUGCUUCCC
This is a messenger RNA of Abrus precatorius (Indian licorice), 1063 nucleotides long. RefSeq lists its product as uncharacterized. The transcript is spliced from 7 exons. The coding region runs from base 109 to 1020 and encodes 303 amino acids. NCBI's taxonomy places the organism in Eukaryota, Viridiplantae, Streptophyta, Magnoliopsida, Fabales, Fabaceae. The record is from RefSeq and is a predicted model, not a curated record.